Molecule: messenger RNA, 3132 nt
Organism: Centrocercus urophasianus (Greater sage-grouse)
Lineage: Eukaryota; Metazoa; Chordata; Aves; Galliformes; Phasianidae
Gene: AGPAT2
Product: 1-acylglycerol-3-phosphate O-acyltransferase 2
Exons: 6
Coding region: 56-874 (272 amino acids)
Biological process (GO): phosphatidic acid biosynthetic process
Cellular component (GO): membrane; endoplasmic reticulum
Molecular function (GO): 1-acylglycerol-3-phosphate O-acyltransferase activity
Source: RefSeq, a predicted model, not a curated record
UGGGGGGAGAUAAGGUGGUUGCAGGGUUGGGCUCGGAGGGUCCCGGGGACGCGGCAUGGAGCUGGGUUGGCUGCUAUGGGGUGCGGCGGUGCUGCUGCUGCUGCACCUCCUGAUGGAGCUCAGCCCGGCUGUGAACUUCGCGUUGCGCAUCGGUUUUUACUACGUGUUGUGCAUCGUCUGCUCCGGGCUCACCGCUCCCGUCUGCCUCCUCGUCAACGGCGGCCGCACCGUCAAGAACAUGAGGAUCAUCAAAACCGUGGUCAAGUCCUUCAAAUAUUUCUUCGGCCUGAGGUUUGAGGUGAAAGGACUGGAGAACUUUGAGAUGGAGGGCCCCGCCAUCAUUGUGUCCAACCACCAGAGCAUCCUCGACAUGAUGGGGCUGAUGGAGGUCCUGCCCGACGGCUGUGUCCAGGUGGGCAAGAAGGAGCUGAUGUACGCCGGCACGGUGGGACUCAUCACCUACCUCGGGGGUGUCAUCUUCAUCAACAGGAAGAAAACCAGCAGUGCCAAGAUGGUGAUGGCGGAGGUGGCCAAGACCAUGAUAGCUGAGAACGUGAAGGUGUGGGUGUACCCUGAGGGCACGAGGAACUGCACGGGAGAUUUGAUGCCAUUCAAGAAAGGAGCAUUUCAUCUUGCUGUCCAGGCACAGGUCCCUGUGAUCCCCGUGGUGUAUUCCUCCUUCACCACUUUCUACAACCCGAAGAAGAAUCUGUUUACAUCAGGCAAAAUCAAGGUCGAGGUUCUCCCGCCAAUAGAAACCAAAGGGCUGACAUCAGACGACGUCUCUGACCUCACUGACAGAUGCCACAACAUCAUGAGGGAGACCCUCUUCAGGCUGUCGGGCCGCCCAGGCGAGGGGAAGGAUUCCUCCUAGCUGCUGCUCCAGCGGCGUCACCGUGUGGCGGUGGCCGAAGGGACCCAUCUGCUGCCAGACACCAAAGGAACAUCUCUUCCUCUGCAGUGACUUGGAACUCUGGGGAUGCUGUGGACUGGCACACGAGGCGUAUCGAGCCAGCAGCGAGGCUCCCUGUUGAGUGGAUUUCUCUUAAGGGUUCUUUAUCUUGCAAUGAAACGUCUCCUCUUUCUGUAUUUCUCAGGCACCAAAUGUAUGCUACCAAAGGGCUCAAUGAUCAGAGAGGUGAGUUCUCCAGCUCAGGCAGCUGCUGUGGGGCAGUGAGGAGGGCCUGGUAGGAGCCUGGGCUGUGCCCUGUGUGAAUGUCCCCGUGCUCCUGCUGGCUGUUAGGUGCUGCCCCAGAUGGAAAGCCAGCAGGCAGCAGUGUGUCCCUGCACAACCUUGGUGCUGAGAAUUGGGAGAAAAUCCAGACUCUGGCUGUCCAGCAGCACAGCCCUGUGUUCAGUGCUGUGCCCUGCAACGUGCUUCUGCCAGCAUCCCCAGGUGGAGCAGAGCACCGAGGCUUUUUCCUGAGAGAUGCCCUUGGAUCUCAGCAGCAUCUGUUGCUGGGGCUCUGUGUUGCCCAGGCGUUCUGGAGCCAAGCCUUCCCCCUUUGAGGAAAGCUCCUAGGGCCAAUAACUGAGCUAAAAAAGGGGAAUGCAUGGGGCCAGUCAGCCGUGAGCCUUUCCUAAAGCCCAGCUUCUCAUUAGAACAAGUGCUCUCCCUCACUGAGGGGUACAGCAGUGCAGAGGGAAGCUGUGGUGUCACCGAGGCAGUGCACGCUGCCUGGGUGGGUUUGGCUGUGCUGUUUGUUCGACCUCCUCAAGCAAUUAUCCUGGCGCCUGGGGUGCUUGGUGCAGAUGCAGAGGGCUCUGCCAUGCUUGUCUUGUCAUGGUCAGCACUGGCCGAAAGAUGGUGCCUGUCCCAUGUCUCUGUGCUGAUCUCAGUGAAGCUGCUGCUCCGCAGGAGUUGCAAAACUUGUGGGGAGCCUACAGGGUGCAUGAGCUGAGUCUGUAAUGGGGAGAGUUUCAGUUUUCCCCCUAGAGAAAAUAGGCUCCAUCCCUUUUAGAGGAGUUUGGAUAAAGGGCUUUCCCAGCUCUGGGAUGGUAGAUGGGGCAGUGCUCCUGGAUCCCUUGCUGUUGCUCUCUGCGAAGUGCAGGGCUGGCUCAGGUCUGUGAUUCCGGGGCUCAGGGAGGCAUGAGCACUCUUGCUAAUGCAGCAGGGAGCACCGUGAGAUGAGCAGAGUCAGCUUCUGGAGCCUGCCUGUGGCUGCGUUGCUCUAAGUGGAUUUGCAGGGCAUUUUUUAGGGUAAAUCCUCACCUGGGCAAGGCACAGCCAGCAGUCUCCAAGGCAGACAGUCCUUAGGCUGAGUUGCUGUGGAGCUGGGGCUUUAUCCUAGGGUCUUUAUGGUACAGUCUCAGGGGUCAGACCUGCCAAGGGAACGGGUCGGGGUGGGAGGAUGGAAACCCAACCAGCACUUUGUAAGAACAGCAGAAAAAUGGCUGUUACGGAGGUGAAACCCAGGAGGAUCAAAGGAGUGCUCAAUGGAGCAACUCAUGCAGCACCUAGGAGAAAGAAGCAAUGCCUCUGUGUGCAUUUGUCUACUGUUCAGUUUUAAUUGGGUUAAGAAAAUGUAUUUUGCUUAAAGAGGGGGGAAAAAAAAAAGUAUGUCUUUGAUUAUUUAAACGAAGGAGACUCUUGAUUUUGUGUGGGAGCUGAGGGAGGAGGGCUGCUGUGGGAGGAAGAGCCCAUAGCAAAGUGGGGCCACGGAGGGAGCUCCAUCCUUCCUGUAAUGAGCCUGCGGCCUCUGUGCACAGUAGGAGACUUUAUUUUAGUGUAACUCUUUAUUUUAGUAUAACUCUGCAGCAUGGCUGUACCCACAGGGCUCCUCCUUGCAACUGUGGUUGUAGCCAAGUGUUGUACCGCAUUGCUCGCGUCUGCUCUGCUACACCUGCAACCUUGGCUUGAACAAACAGAGCUAGGGAGGUUGGUGUGGACUGCCAAAGCAGCAACGGUUGGGUGGGGGAAAACAGCCACCUUAACAGUUGGUGCUGUGCCAGUGUAAACAAGUGGGCUUUGUCUGGACUCCAUCUGCAGAGCAGGUGUGCAGGGGACUUGGCCUCACCCUGUUGGCACGGCUGAGUGAUGCAGGUUUGUCCCUGUCUGCUCUGUGCUGGUGAUGGGAGUGUCACAGGGAAAGGUUUUGCAUUAAAACAAUAAAACCAGGCUCUAUGCCUUCA